AUGUCUGCCGCAUCAUGUUUCGUGUAUACCUUGAGCUUUUCACUCCCAGAGGUGUUCCGAAAUGCCCUCACAGUCUUACGUAUCGACUACAGCAUUAUGCGAUACUUCAAGAAACCACCAAGAUUUACCCCGCACCACUCAAAGGGGGUUGAGGGAUUGAAGCUUGUUAUUGUCCAAAAUUGCCCGCGCAGGUCGCUUGCCCACGUGCGUGCGGUGUUCGAGAACCAUGAUAUCAAGGUUUAUUGCGAGUUCGCUACAGAAUGA
Parastagonospora nodorum SN15 is the source of this 264-nucleotide messenger RNA. RefSeq lists its product as hypothetical. Bases 1 to 264 code for a protein of 87 amino acids. The transcript has 2 exons. Lineage: Eukaryota; Fungi; Ascomycota; Dothideomycetes; Pleosporales; Phaeosphaeriaceae. The record is from RefSeq and is a predicted model, not a curated record.